Messenger RNA from Coregonus sp. 'balchen', 12731 nucleotides. The record is from the annotation of a GenBank genome assembly. Lineage: Eukaryota; Metazoa; Chordata; Actinopteri; Salmoniformes; Salmonidae.
AUGGUGUUCCAUAAGGAAUUCCAGACUGCAGGGAAGGAGCCUGGUCUCCAGGUGUGGCGCGUGGAGAAGAUGGAUCUGAAGCCGGUUCUUAAACAGCUCCACGGGAACUUCUUCACCGGAGACUGCUACGUUCUGCUCUACACCACCGCCGCCCCCUCAUACUACAUCCACAUGUGGCUGGGUGAGAGCGAGAGCUGGUUACCCGACUGAUAUAGCCUACCACCAGGGUCACUCAGGCUGAGCCUCUAACCACUAUCCUAUACGUGCAGGAAAUGCCCACAUAGUGAUGAGCGUUAUCAAAAGAUACAUGCCUGUUCACCUGUCCUAUCUAUUUGAUAAUUGACUGAAAGGUUCCUCCCUUGUAUGUUGUGUAUGCUCCGGGGAGAAGUUUCCCCUAUGUACAGAUCUAGGAUCAGCAAUCCUAACCUUAACCAUUAGUAGGACAAAUGCUAAACUGACCCAAGUACAGCACCUAGGGAAAACUUCAACCUACACCGUUCUGUAUGUUCAUAUGGACUUUCCCAUUGGUCUUCUUUCUCAACUCCCCUUGUCUCUAUUGGCUGAUACCACAGGAAGUGAGAGUUCUCAGGAUGAGAAAGGUGCGGCGGCCAUCUUUACCACCCAGCUGGAUGAUUUCCUGGGCGGAGGCCCGGUCCAGUUCAGAGAGGUGCAGAACAACGAAUCUAUCACCUUCCUGGGUUACUUCAAGUCUGGCAUCAAGUACAAGGUUAGAUAUUACAGAAUAAUAUCUUGGAGAGACCGUUUGGCAUAUCAGCGUAGAUCAGGUCGCCAUCGAAAAAGAGGUGUCUAACCUCAAGUGUUUCUGGUUAAAUAAAGAUAACCACGCACACGCUAGCAUGAACACUCUACACACACGUAUAUUGUAAUAUUGUUGUAUGGUGCUAUUAUACAUUUUGUAUUGUAGAUAUGUAGUGGUGUAAUAAUGUUAUAUGAUGUACUGUUUUACAGUGGGGGAAAAAAUUAUUUAGUCAGCCACCAAUUGUGCAAGUUCUCCCACUUAAAAAGAUGAGAGAGGUCUGUAAUUUUCAUCAUAGGUACAUGUCAACUAUGACAGACAAAAUGAGGAAAAGAAAUCCAGAAAAUCACAUUGUAGGAUUUUUAAUGAAUUUAUUUGCAAAUUAUGGUGGAAAAUAAGUAUUUGGUCAAUAACAAAAGUUUCUCAAUACUUUGUUAUAUACCCUUUGUUGGCAAUGACACAGGUCAAACGUUUUCUGUAAGUCUUCACAAGGUUUUCACACACUGUUGCUGGUAUUUUGGCCCAUUCCUCCAUGCAGAUCUCCUCUAGUGCAGUGAUGUUUUGGGGCUGUCGCUGGGCAACACAGACUUUCAACUCCCUCCAAAGAUUUUCUAUGGGGUUGAGAUCUGGAGACUGGCUAGGCCACUCCAGGACCUUGAAAUGCUUCUUACGAAGCCACUCCUUCGUUGCCCGGGCGGUGUGUUUGGGAUCAUUGUCAUGCUGAAAGACCCAGCCACGUUUCAUCUUCAAUGCCCUUGCUGAUGGAAGGAGGUUUUCACUCAAAAUCUCAUGAUACAUGGCCCCAUUCAUUCUUUCCUUUACACGGAUCAGUCGUCCUGGUCCCUUUGCAGAAAAACAGCCCCAAAGCAUGAUGUUUCCACCCCCAUGCUUCACAGUAGGUAUGGUGUUCUUUGGAUGCAACUCAGCAUUCUUUGAACUCCAAACACGACGAGUUGAGUUUUUACCAAAAAGUUCUAUUUUGGUUUCAUCUGACCAUAUGACAUUCUCCCAAUCCUCUUCUGGAUCAUCCAAAUGCACUCUAGCAAACUUCAGACGGGCCUGGAUAUGUACUGGCUUAAGCAGGGGGACACGUCUGGCACUGCAGGAUUUGAGUCCCUGGCGGCAUAGUGUGUUACUGAUGGUAGGCUUUGUUACUUUGGUCCCAGCUCUCUGCAGGUCAUCCACUAGGUCCCCCGUGUGGUUCUGGGAUUUUUUGCUCACCGUUCUUGUGAUCAUUUUGACCCCACGGGGUGAGAUCUUGCGUGGAGCCCCAGAUCGAGGGAGAUUAUCAGUGGUCUUGUAUGUCUUCCAUUUCCUAAUAAUUGCUCCCACAGUUGAUUUCUUCAAACCAAGCUGCUUACCUAUUGCAGAUUCAGUCUACCCAGCCUGGUGCAGGUCUACAAUUUUGUUUCUGGUGUCCUUUGACAGCUCUUUGGUCUUGGCCAUAGUGGAGUUUGGAGUGUGACUGUUUGAGGUUGUGGACAGGUGUCUUUUAUACUGAUAACAAGUUCAAACAGGUGCCAUUAAUACAGGUAACGAGUGGAGGACAGAGGAGCCUCUUAAAGAAGAAGUUACAGGUCUGUGAGAGCCAGAAAUCUUGCUUGUUUGUAGGUGACCAAAUACUUAUUUUCCACCAUAAUUUGCAAAUAAAUUCAUUAAAAAUCCUACAAUGUGAUUUUCUGGAUUUUUUUUCUCAAUUUGUCUGUCAUAGUUGACGUGUACCUAUGAUGAAAAUUACAGGCCUCUCUCAUCUUUUUAAGUGGGAGAACUUGCACAAUUGGUGGCUGACUAAAUACUUUUUUUUUCCACUGUAUGUUUUGUUUUAUAUGUAAUGCAAGUGCCUUAAUGUGUUUGGACCCCAGGAAGAGUAGCAGCUGCCUUGGCAUCAGCUAAUGGGGAUCCGUAAUAAAUACAAAUACAGUACUGUACAUCCUUUUAAAAAUGACUGAAGGUCUCGCUGUAUUUCGCAUGACAACCCCAGUAUAGUUUUGGUUUCCCUUUCCAGCACUUAGAUGCUUACUCUGUUGUUAUAGAGCCCACUACUAUACGUAUCUGUGUUUGUCAAUGACAUUGAACCCCAAUGCAUUGAAGGGAAGGGUCAUUAUCAGAAAGAAUGUGUGUGGGUUUCUCAUUAUUAGGUUAAGUAUUGAUAAGUAGAGUAGAGUCCCAUUUGAACUUGUUGACUAAUGAGAUUCAAUUUCACAGCUAUUAGUAUUGAUUACCAGCGUCCGGUUAAAGGAUGGUCAAAGGUGUAUUAAUCAAUACUCUAGUGAGAACAACCCCAACAGCAACACACCCAUCAAAGUAUUGAAAUACUAAUGAGUAAUGACACAUGUUGCACAGAUUUGAAGCUGUACAUGCACAAAAGAGGGAUUUGCUGAAAAGCUAACUGUGCUAUUUAUAGUACUGUGUGUCUUUAAGUUUUAGCUUCUACAGUGGAUAAAGUUUUCCAAAGAGGGUUGCCAUGGAGAGUUUGAAAUGGUAGACAGGCUAAGGGAGGAUACAUCUGGGUAUAAUUCCAGAAAGCCAAAUGGCUGCAUGUCUGGCAAGAUUUUAUAUUGACUUCUGGAUUGGAAAGUAUAGGAAGCAUUGGAAGUAAAUGUUUACUUACUACUCUGGACAAAGUUACUCACAAUGAAGUUGGAGUUUAACAUGCAGUAUGUAACAUAUAUAUAUAUAUAUAUAUAUAUAUAUAUAUAUAAACUUCUUAUAAACAAUGUAUUAUUGUUAGCUUCGUUAACCUGACACAGUAUUUCCAUUCUCUGUCCUUCAGCAAGGUGGGGUGGCCUCUGGCUUCCAGCACGUGGUGACCAACGACAUGAACGUCAAGCGUCUGCUGCACAUCAAGGGCCGCAGGACCAUCAGGGCCACAGAGGUAGACAUGUCCUGGUCCAGCUUCAACAGAGGAGACUGCUUCAUCAUUGACCUGGGAAAGGUGAGGCUGGGAUAGCGUACCGGUGACUAAGCUAAUUGAUGAUAUGUUACUAAGUCUCCUCAACCAGACCCACAUGUGUUGAACUUGGCCAAUGCUACAUAGGGGGAUUGUCACAUAGGCAGAAACACAAUGAUUCCACAUGCACAAUGUUUGCAUAUGUGUAAUGGGGGUGAUGACAGCUCCAAAAAAGGAGAGGGUUGUAAAAUACCCCAGUUGUUAUUUUGUGGAUCAUGCAUGAGCAUGCAUAAGUAGGGGAGAGUGGGGUAAGUUGAAGUUAUUUUUACUUUCAGCAUCACUCCGUCAAGGCAAAUAUAGUAUUCUGUCUAACAAAGAUAUCUACAUAUAUUUCAGGAUAGUCUGUAUCCCUGGGAAUAAACAGAAAUCCUGUAAACUUUACCGUCUUGAAAACAUAGCUUGUCCAGAAAAAGUGGUCUCUUGGCACAACUUACCCCGGGUAUGGGGUUAGUUAAGCCAACUACAUAUUUCUGUACUGAAUGAAUUAUUACCACUACCUUUUUAAAACCAUGUCUAGCUUUUUUCCCAAACACAAUUCAAUACAAUCACAAUCGUUUUUUUGUCUUUUAAUCAUUUUAAGCAUAUUGUAAUACAGACUUAACACCUAACAAACACUUUUAACAUAGGCCAGGACCUGUUGUUACCUCAUAUCCCAGAGAUAAUGCCUUGCAUUACGCCUGGGAAGAAACACUUCAAUUUGCUCAACUUGCCAUUGGCUCAACGUACCCAAAGGCAAACAUUUUUACCAAAUUAGCCCACACAGCUACAAGAAUGCACUUUCAUGCUAGGUUUAUUGAAGCUUAUAGAGACCCCAACUGAUGUAUAGAACAAUCUUAAAAGUAUCUACUUUGGUUUAGAUACAAGCAUCAUGAAACCUCUAACAAAAUAAUAAUUUGAAAAUCAGUUUGUUGGACCUAACUUGCUUACCACUUUUUCCAUGUGGUUUCUUCCUUCACAGGCUCCAUGAAAUGAUGACCUCUUCCUAAAUAUUUGGCUAAAUGAUACAUUUUCUGUAUGGUUUCCUAUAAACAAGGGUGGCUUAACUUACCCCUUUGGCUCAACUUACCCCACUCUCCCCAAUGCAUAAAUAGUAGUUCCUGGGGCCACCCAUAUGUAAAAUGUAUGCACGCAAGUCACUUUGGAUAAAAGCAUCUGCUAAAUGGCAUAUAUUAUUAUAUAUUGUAUUUAUAUUCAGAGGCAAGAGUCUCUUCCCUUACCCUUAGGCUGAGUCAUGGCCAUUCAGACAACUUUUGUUUCUAUUCUCAGGACAUCUUCCAGUGGUGUGGCAGUGAGUGCAACCACUUCGAGCGUCUGAAGGCAUCCCAGGUGGCCAUCGAUGUCCGUGACAACGAGAGGAAUGGCCGUGCCACGCUGCAGAUGGUUGAGGAGGGAGGAGAGCCACAGGCUGUCAUCGACGUGAGUCACUCACACACACACACACAAACAGAUGAUCGAGGAGGGAGGAUAGCCACAGGCUGUCAUCGAUGUGAGUCACCUUCACCACCACUUCUUGACCCUGUAACAUUGGAAGGGUCAGAGAAUAUUGGGAGAGAUGGUUACUGACAUCUGGCAUUGUUAUUCUCUCUGGGCACACUAAGUCAUUGCAGUACGACCUUAUCUCAUUCAAAGCAUUUAAAGGGUAAGGAGUUGUUCCUAGUCAUGGUGGUCACAAACUCUAUACAAGGUAUUUUAUGCAAUGCUGGAACCUUAGAUGAGUGCACUGGGACUUCAUAGGCAGAGCUGAUAAACUUGUCUAUGACUUAUUUCCCCUUAUUGACGACAGGAAGCAUUGUUGUGAUUGUGUUUAUUUUUAGGCUCUAGGGCCCAAACCCAACAUCCCUGCAGGAAGCCCUGAUGACGAGUCUGUCGAUAGAUCCAACCAGAAGAAGGGAGCUCUCUACAUGGUAAAGAUUUGCAGCCUUGUGAUGCUCCCAGUCUGACGUGUGUGUGUUGUGUGAUGGCGCUGGGUACUGUGACAGCAAAAUGAUCAAUUUCCGUUGUCGCUGUAUAAUAUUGAUGAAUAAAUAUGUGUAUUGUGUUGUAGAUCUCUGAUGUGGCAGGCUCCAUGAAGGCGUCAGUGGUGGCCCAGACCUGCCCCUUCAAACAAGAAAUGCUCUCCCCCAGUGAGUGUUACAUUCUGGACAAUGGAGUGGACACCAAGAUCUUCAUCUGGAAAGGACCUAGUGCCAACACAGCUGAACGCAAUGCUGCCAUGAAGGCCGCAGAGCAGUUCAUCAAGGAGAAGAAGUACCCCAGACACACCCAGGUAACGUUAUAGCAAACGGCUCCCCCGUCACUACUGCUGCCUUGAAUAUUCUGAAGUUGUACCCAUGUUUGGGAAGUUAGUCUGAAGUGGUAACACCACCAACUCUGGAAGAACACAUGUUAAUCCCGCCGGUCUGGCAUUUUCCAUACAUAAGGGGAAUGGCAUUCCAUGACAGCAACCACUCCAAAUCCCAUCAACAUCCUCUCAGAUCUGUGGAUUGAUCAAGUCCUUUGAUGUCUACUCUACUGUAUUCUAUAGGUCCAGGUGUUGCCGGGCGGAGGUGAGACCACCCUGUUCAAGCAGUUCUUCUGUAACUGGAAGGAUAAGGACCAGACCACGGGCCCAGGCCAGGCCUACAGCUUGGGGCGUAUCGCCAGGGUGGCGCAGGUCCCCUUCGACUCCUCCGCCCUGCACACCAACAAGACCAUGGCAGCCCAGCACGGCAUGGUGGAUGACGGAUCCGGGAAGGUUCAGGUACGGCUGGAAGAUACUAGUGAUGACAUACGAAGAUCUAACUCAGGACUAUAUCAAACAAGUGGCUGUGAAAGGGAAAGGUAAAGGGGAUACCUAGUCAGUUGUACAACUGAAUGCAUUCAACUGAAAUGUAUCUACUGCAUAGGUACUGGAGGAGAGGUUCGGGAAACACUGAUCUAACUCUACUACUCCUGGUGUUUUUAAUGUAGAACAUGACACACUGGGAGAAGUACACUGAGUGUACAAAACAUUAUGAACAUUGGGUUUUAUUUAUUAAAUGAAAGGCUUGUUGGGUUUCAGUUCUGGUGUCCUGCCACCUCUCUCUGCCAGCUGCCAGGCUAUUUCUGCAGGUGGGAUGUGGAGCACUCCUGUAACCUGGUUGAUUCCCCCCCCCCCCUUCAUUUUUACAUCACAUAAAUGUUCAUAGAUGUAGACUCACUACACUGAGUAUACAAAACAUUAAGAACACCUUUCCAUGACAGACUGACCAGGUGAAUCCAGGUGAAAGCUAUUAUCCCUUAUAGAUGUCACCUGUUAAAUCCACUUAAAUCAGUGUAGAUGAAGGGGAGGAGACAGGUUAAAGAAGGACGUUUAAGCCUUGAGACAAUUGAGACAUGGAUUGUGUAUGUGUGCCAUUCAGAGGGUGAAUGGGCAAGACAAGAUUUAAUUGCCUUUGAACGGGGAAUGGUAGUAGGUGCCAGGCGCACCGGUUUGUGUCAAGAACUGCAACGCUGCUGGGUUUUUCAGUUUCCCAUGUGUAUCAAGAAUGAUCCACCACCCAAAGGACAUCCUUGACGAAGCACUAGAGUCAGCAUGGGCCAGCAUCCCUGUGGAACGCUUUCGACACCUUGUAGAGUCCAUGCCCUGACGAAUUGAGGCUGUUCUGAGGGCAAAAGUGGGGGUGCAACUCUAUAUUAGGAAGGUGUUCUUAAUGUUUUGUACACUCAGUGUAUGUCGUAACAUAAAGGCGAUGGGUCUCCUCCUCAGGUGUGGCGUGUGGAGGAUGGUGACCAGGUGCCAGUGGACCCUUCCAGCUAUGGUCAGUUCUAUGGAGGUGACUGCUACCUGGUCCUGUACAGCUACCGCCUGGGAGGCAGGGAGCAGCACAUCAUCUACACCUGGUGAGUGUUGUUCACCAUGUCGCCACAAGAGGGAGACAUAAUCAGGUGUAAGCUAUAGGCCUAGCUAUGCAGGAGGCAGGAGCACAUCCAUUCUCUGUGUUUUUCCCUAUUCAUAUCCCUAUAAGAUUGAUUGAUUAAUUGAUUGCAGGCAGGGGCUGAAGUGUACUCAGGAUGAGCUGGCUGCCUCCGCCUUCCUGACUGUCAGGCUGGACGACUCCAUGGGAGGGUCUCCUGUCCAGGUAAAAUACUAAUACAGACACUAUUCAGAACAGAUAUAUCUGAUUUAAUCACAUCACAUAUGUAAUAAAAAGGGGUUCUCUGUAUAUCAUCGUCUUGACUUAAAUGGUUGGACUGGUGAAGGCUCCAGAGGCGCUGCUCUGUGGCUGACCCUGUGCAGGUUCCAGCCUCUUGUGUGUGUGUCGAUCCUAUUCUAUGGUUUGACGGAUGUGCUGAAGUGUCUCAUCUCCUCCUCUCUCCUCCAGGUGCGGGUGACUCAGGGCCAGGAGCCGGCCCACCUGAUGAGUCUGUUCAAGGGGAAGCCCAUGGUGAUCCACCUGGGGGGGACGUCCCGUAAGGGGGGCCAGAGCAGGGUGGGCUCCACACGCCUCUUCCACAUCCGCCAGAGCUCCACCAGGGCCACACGGGCUGUAGAGGUCAGUCAGUCACACAACAUAUACAAAUCAAAUGUUAUUGGUCGCAUACACACACACACUGUCAGGAUAAACCUGUAUGGGGUGAACGAAGUCAAGCGCAGGACACCGAGAGACUGGCAGAUGUACUUUACUAAUAAACGUAAUGAAAAGUACAAAACAACAAAACCUCCAAAACAGGGAGGAACAAUAAUCGCAAUACACAGUCCUGCCGAAAACAAACUGAGAACAAUCACACACAACAAACGAAUGACAGACAGGGGUUAUAAAGGGAAACCAUCAACACUAAUGGGAAACAGGUGUACACAAAGCAGACCAAUCUAGAUGAUUGCUGAAACCUAGAUCGGUGGCAGCUAGUACUCCGGGGACGACGAACGCCAAAGCCUGCCCGAGCAAGGAGGAGGAGCAGCCUCGGCUAAAUCCGUGACAGUACCCCCCCCCCCCCCCCCUUGACGCGCGGCUCCAGCCGUGCGCCGACCCCGGCCUCAGGGACGGCCAGGAGGACGCGGAGCAGGGCGAGUCGGAUGACUCCGGUGGAAAUCCCUCAGCAUGGAGGGGUCUAGGAUGUCCCUCCUAGGGACCCAGCACCGUUCCUCCGGACCGUACCCCUCCCACUCCACAGACACUUCUCUGCCUUCACAUACAGGUCAUGCUCCAACAGUCUACCAAGCACCCAACGCACCAGGGACACAUGCUCGGCACGUGUAGCGGAGUAUAUUAGAAUGUCAUCAAUAUACACCACUACACCCUGUCCAUGCAAGUCCCGGAAAGUCUCGUCCUCAAACGACUGGAAUACUGAAGGAACAUUCAUUAAACCGUAUGGCAUGACAAGGUACUCAUAGUGACCCGAGGUUGUACUAAAUGCUGUCUUGUACUAAAUGCAUCUCCCUCCCUAAUGCGCACCAGGUUGUACGCGCUCCUGAGGUCCAAUUUUGUGAAGAAUCGCGCCCCGUGUAAUGACUCCGUCAUACUAGCAAUCAGAGGGAGAGGAUAGCUGUACUUGAUUGUGAUCUGAUUGAGACCACGGUAAUCAAUACACGGGCGUAAACCCCCAUCCUUCUUCUUCACAAAAAAGAAACUCGAUGACACAGGGGAAGUGGAUGGCCGUAUGUAUCCCUGUCCCAGAGAUUCGGCGACAUAUGUCUCCAUAGCUGCCGUCUCCUCCUGAGACAGAGGAUACACAUGACUACGAGGAAGCGCAGCGCCUACUUGGAGGUCUAUCGCACAAUCCCCCUGUCGAUGAGGUGGUAAUUGAGUCGCCUUCUUUUUACUGAAGGCGAGCGCCAAAUCGGCAUAUUCAGGUGGAAUGUGCAUGGGGGGAACUUGGUUCGGACUUUCCACCGUCGUUGCCCCUAUGGAAACACCUACACACCGCCCGAAACACUGAUCAGACCAUCCCUUGAGAGCCCUCUGCUGCCAUGAAAUGUUGGGGUCAUGUGACAUUAACCAGGGGAGUCCCAACACCACGGGAAACGCAGGAGAAUCCAUCAAAUACAGACUAAUUAACUCCUCAUGGCCCUCCUGCGUUUUCAUCUUGAGAGGUGCUGUGACUUCCCUAAUCAAUCCUGACCCCAAAGGACGGCUAUCUAGGGCAUGGAUGGGGAAGGGCACAUCAACGGGUACAAUAGGAAUCCCUAACUUAUAGGUGAACUGGCGAUCUAUAAAAUUCCCAGCUGCGCCUGAAUCUACUAGCGCCUUAUGCCGAUGGUGGUGGUAUCGUAGGAGGAGGUGUAGGCAGACCCCCUCUUUCCCAUCGCUCCAUAGUGCUCACCACCCGUUCCAUGGUGGUGCCGAGAGCCUGGAUCAUGGCCGCUUGUUGUUCAACGCGUUCCUCCACUGAUCCAGCUGGCACCGCCGCUCCUGCUGACUCCAUGGAAGGUGUGUGAUUCUGUCAGGAUAAACGUGUAUGCGGUGAACGAAGUCAAGUGCAGGACACCGAGAGACUGGCAGAUGUACUUUACUAAUAAACGUAAUGAAAAGUACAAAACAACAAAACCUCCAAAACCGGGAGGAACAAUAAUCGCAAUACACAGUCCUGCCGAAAACAAACUGAGAACAAUCACACACAACAAACGAAUGACAGACAGGGGUUAUAAAGGGAAACCAUCAACACUAAUGGGAAACAGGUGUACACAAAGCAGACCAAUCUAGAUGAUUGCUGAAACCUAGAUCGGUGGCAGCUAGUACUCCGGGGACGACGAACGCCGAAGCCUGCCCGAGCAAGGAGGAGGAGCAGCCUCGGCUAAAUCCGUGACACACACACACUGAAGGCCUAUGUAGGUUUAGGUGAUCACACAACAUACAUAACCUAUAGUACUAACCACUGCUAUUUUGAAUGAUCGGGAUUGCAUUAAAUUAGGGCAGAAGUUAUGAAGUUACAGAAGGAAUAUGAGAAAGGAAAAAUAGAUAUUCUGCCAGUUAAUACAGUAACUGAAGAGGAUUAUAGGAUAUGAGUACCUCACCACUUCUCUCUCUCUCGCUAUCUCUCCCUCUCCCCCCUCUCUCCCAUCCUCUCCUAUCCAGGUGGAGCCCUCUGCUGCGUUCCUGAAUACCAAUGAUGUGUUUGUCCUGAAGUCCCCUAACACUGUGUUCCUGUGGAGGGGAGUGGGGGCCACUGAGGAGGAGCUGGCUGCAGCCCAGUACGUCACCUCUUUCCUGGGAGGAGGAAGUGCCACUGAGGUGUCAGAGGGCAAGGAGCCAGGUGGGUGUUUUAGUCUUACACCUGGUCACUGUCUUAACAUAAAUAAUAAUAUAAUAUAAUAAUAUGCCAUUUAGCAGACGCUUUUAUCCAAAGCGACUUACAGUCAUGCGUGCAUACAUUUUUUUUUGUGUAUGGGUAACAUAACAUGUUUUAGUGAUGAUAGGAUUCAUUUACAUUAGGUUUUUAUCUUUUAAAUACAUUUAUUGUAACACUUUUAUUAACAAAUAAUACAUGUGAACAGUCAUUACAAAAUGAUGUACUCACUUGAAUAUAUUAUUGUGUUUUCUAUAGCUACUUUUCAUUUUUGAGGCAAAUGUCAUUGCCGGCCACUUUAUAGUUUAUUUUUCAUUGAUUGAAACUUGUUUUUCCAUACUGGUAUGAUGAGUGUUUCUGAUGUACCAUAUUGUAUUGUUCUGCAUCCUUCCCCAGCUGGGUUCUGGUCUGCUCUGGGAGGGAAGAAGGAGUACCAGACCUCUAGGAGUCUGCAGAAGAUGGUCAAGCCACCACGCCUGUUUGGCUGCUCUAACAAGACUGGCCGGCUCAUAGUGAGUAGAGGGGGGCUUUCUCUUAGUGUAAGGAUGGAGGGAUGGAAUAUUUGGUUGUGAAGGAUACUCUGUAUUCAUCUCUCUCUCUCUCUCUCUCUCUCUCUCUCUCUCUCUCUCUCUCUCUCUCAGCGCUUCAUCUCAUCUACUCGAGCGCUAUCUAGAUCUCUCUGCGCGUCUCAUCUCUCUCGCUCGCUCUCUCUAGUACUAUGCUUAUUCUUCUCUCUCUCUCGCUCUCUCUCUCACUAUCUAUAUAUCGAUCUCUACUCUCUCUCUCUCUCUCUCUCUCUCUCUCUCUCUCUCUCUCUCUCAGGCUGAGGAGGUGCCUGGAGAUUUCAACCAGUCAGACUUGGCAACUGAUGACGUCAUGCUUCUGGACACUUGGGAUCAGGUAAGGUCUUGGCCUGAUGUUGAAUACUAUUAUACAGUAUAAUCCAAUCCACAUGAUCGCAGUGGCUCUGAUACAACUGAAGUCCUGCUAUGAUCGUUUUUAAAGGAAGUGGUCCAAUCCUCCAAUCCCUCUCCACAUCCCGCUUUUAUUGUUUCCCUAUCCCAUAAUCCCCUGAGGGCGCAGGGUUGAACCCAUAGAAAUAGAAUGAUAUACUUCCUGGCAUGGGUACACUCAAAUGGCCUCCGCUCCACCCAUCAUGGAGCAAUGAUUUGAAUUGGAAUGUCUGUUCUAGUCAUUCUAUUUCUAUGGAUGAUCAACUCUCUUCUUCUAUUACUUUUACAGAUCUUCCUCUGGAUCGGCAACGAGGCCAAUGAGGUGGAGAGGACCGGAUCAGCAAAAAUUGGUACGAUUGAUUAAUAAUCUAUUGGCCAUUGUUCAAACAUACACUCAGUGUAGUCACUAACAAAAAGUGUCAAUCUUUGGCAGGGUUUCCCAAACUCUGUCCUGGGGCCCACCCCUGGGGUGCACGUUUUGGUUUUUGCCCUCGUACUACACAGCUGAUUCAAAUAAUCAAAGCUUGAUGAUGAGUUGAUUAUUUGAAUCAGCUGUGUAGUGCGAGGGCAAAAACCAAAACGUGCAUCCAAGGGGGGCACCAGGACCGAGUUUGUGAAACUCUGAUCUAUGGGACUUCAUGUAGAGCUUUCUUCUUGUCUUUCAGCCAAAGACUAUGUGGAUUCGGACCCCUCUGGUCGCCAGGGCAUUGCCAUCACUAUGAUCAAGCAGGGAAUGGAACCGCCAACCUUCACCGGCUGGUUCCAGGCCUGGGACCCCAAGAUGUGGGAAACCGACCCUCUGGAGCGUAUCCGCGCCCGCUUUUAA